Molecule: messenger RNA, 4174 nt
Organism: Styela clava
Lineage: Eukaryota; Metazoa; Chordata; Ascidiacea; Stolidobranchia; Styelidae
Source: RefSeq, a predicted model, not a curated record
CAGAUGAAGAUAAAGAAAUGUUACAGAAUCAUUUGGAUGAAAUUGGAUCUGAGGUACUAAGAAUUCAGUUGGAUGAAUCCAUUCUCAAAAGUCAAAGGAAGUCAGCAGAUGCUACAACCAAUGUUUUUUCUAAACAACUUCCAACCACAACUUCAAAAGCUGAAUUUGGAUCACCAUAUGACAGUUUUGAAAAUACUGGAGAAAAUGUGGAGACUUUACAAGAAGUAGGAAACCCCAGAAGUGAACUCCCACUGUCUGAAGAAGAAGCAGAACAUUCAGAUAAAGAAGUAACGGAAGAACUUGCAAAGCCAACUCAGCAUAGUGAUACUUCAUCUAGAACUACUGGUGAGAAGAGGAGAAGAACUUCAGACGGAGAAGGAGGUUCAAGAAGCAAAAUCCCUACAACUGAAUUAGAAGACAUUCAACAAGAAGAUGAACUAAGUCUAUAUGGUGAUACUUCAUCUAGAACUACUGGUGAGAAGAGGAGAAGAACUUCAGAUGGAGAAGGAGGUUCAAGAAGCAAAAUCCCUACAACUGAAUUAGAAGACAUUCAACAAGAAGAUGAACUAAGUCUAUAUGCUUUGCCGCAAAUUGAAAAUGUUUCAUCUCAAAGAAGUGGAUCCGACAUUCUUUUGACUUGGAAUGCAGUAUCUGACAGAAACGUUCUAUACAACAUAGAAAUCUUCUGUGAUGAUGAAAAACAUGGAGAGACUCACACUACAGAAGUUCCUCAGUAUAGGAUGAAGUCACCUACACUUGGUAAAACAUAUCGUUUCCAAGUCUGGGCCAAGGAUGAAUGGGGAAACUCUGGCAUCAAAACGCAGUCAAAGAAUGUUAUAAAAGCUUUGCCGCAAAUUGAAAAUGUUUCAUCUCAAAGAAGUGGAUCCGACAUUCUUUUGACUUGGAAUGCAGUAUCUGACAGAAACGUUCUAUACAACAUAGAAAUCUUCUGUGAUGAUGUGAAACUUGGAGAGACUCACACUACAGAGAUUUCGCAGUAUAGAAUGAAGUCACCUACAAGUGGUAAAACAUAUCGUUUCCAAGUCUGGGCCAAGGAUGAAUUGGGAAACUCUGGCAUCAAAACGCAGUCAAAGAAUGUUAUAAAAGCUUUGCCGCAAAUUGAAAAUGUUUCAUCUCAAAGAAGUGGAUCCGACAUUCUUUUGACUUGGAAUGCAGUAUCUGACAGAAACGUUCUAUACAACAUAGAAAUCUUCUGUGAUGAUGUGAAACUUGGAGAGACUCACACUACAGAGAUUUCUCAGUAUAGAAUGAAGUCACCUACAAUUGGUAAAACAUAUCGUUUCCAAGUCUGGGCCAAGGAUGAAUGGGGAAACUCUGGCAUCAAAACGCAGUCAAAGAAUGUUAUAAAAGUCGAAAACAUUCAAGUUGAAGGGGAUACAAUAAACAUUACCGAAUGCAAAGUGACUUUUCCGGAUGGAACAUUCAGUGAACCAACAAAGGUCUGGAUGUCAGUUGGAUUGGACAAUUUAAUAUGCCCCAAAGAAUACGUCGCAAUCACACCAUCUCUUGACAUCAGUGCAGAAUCAACAUUACGCAAAAGCGCAAUAGUACAAAUGAAGUCAUGGCGUGUCGACCUUAAGAUGGAGGACGUUGACAUACUUCACUUUACUAAUGACACUGACUGGAACAUUAUUAAACCUGAUUUAGUCACGCAUGAUGGAACUAUAGAAUUCCGCUGUCAAGAGUUCAGUCCAGUAAUUGGCACUAUUGGACGAUUCUUUUAUAAUCCCCCAGUUGUCAAAGACAACUUUUUUUAUCUCUUCGGCAACAACUGUGUUUACUUUACAUUUUUCAGUCGCAAUUCGACCAAUGAAGGUAAUGUUAAAGCGUAUUAUGAGGGACUAGGAGCACGACUUAUCCCAGCAAGAUUUAACCAGUUAGUUCUAAGACAUGGUGACACAAUUCAUGUCAAACUACGAGUUGAAGGAAACACUGAAAACUUUUGGUUCAAUGAACCCAAUGAAUAUAGGGUUUCUGUAGAUGGUGACUUUUUAAGGAUGGACAGACAUGACUUUGAAUUUGAACUUCUUCCUGAAUUGCAGAAAUAUCCUCAAAUUGUCAUAGAAUGUGCAAUGAAGAAGACUUCAUUGCACAGAGAGAUAAAAAAAUUCAAGUUCCCACUGCGUUCACCAAGAGAAAAUAAAAUCCGUCAUACUGAACUUACAUUAGCUGACAUUAAAGACUUUUGCGGCCUUGUGAAAAAGAUUGAUGUGAUUCCUUGUGAGAGAAAUGAUUACGAGAGAAGUCUCACAGAUAAGUUUAUCUACAAUAUUACUAAACCAAAAGGCUUGGCUUUGAUUUUAAACAACACUUUUAAAGGCACCAUGUAUGAGCGAAAAGGGGCUGAGAUAGAUGUGAAAAACAUGACAACUCUUUGGCAGAAAUUUGGAUGCGAAUUAUAUGGAAAUAAAAUUUUCCCCAAACCUUGGGAAAGUGAUAAAACUGGAAAAGAAAUGUGCGAUUUGCUUCGUGAAGUGAGUAAAGUUACGACAAAGUAUAGUUUCAUUGUGAUAGUGGUCAUGACUCACGGCGGGAUCCUCGAUGAAAAACUGGUUUUUAAUGGCAGUGAUCAUAAAUGUGUGGAAGUUAAAGAAAUCGAGAAAAUGUUCUUCAACAUCGAGAAUGUAAACUUGCGCAACAUUCCAAAGUUUUUCAUUUUUCAAUUUUGCCGGGGACCAAAAAAAGAUAAAGGCACUAUUGCAGCUGAUGAUAAAAUGAUAGAAACUCGCAUGGAAAUCUUCAGAAAAGCUAGCGUUCAAAUAGAUGGCGCUGAAAAUUUGCCAUCCUCUUCUGAUAUUUUUGUUGCAUAUCCUACACAUGAAGAAUAUGUUUCUUUUCGAGAUAUCGAAAACGGCUCCUGGUUCAUUAAUGCAAUAACAAAUGUCUUCAUGCGUCAAGCAGCAGAGCACCAUGUCGCUGAAAUGCUGACAACUGUAAAUCAAGCGAUGAAACAAAAAACAGCAUUAUACAGUGAAAAAGAUAAGGCUGGCAAUGUCAUUCUUAAUUAUGAAGUGAAAGCGAUGAGUCAGCAGAAAACUAGCCUAUCAAAACAUUUCUAUCUCUUUCCAGGAUUUCCAGAGUAACUAGACAACUUGUUCCACAAUUCUCUGCUUUGAUCCUAAAAACGUAAUUUAUAAUAUGCAAAAUGUUGUUAAUUAUGAAAUGUAUUGUCAUACUUAUUUUUAUUUACUAUAUGAGAAUAAACAAGCUUCAAACUUAUUAGUGAGGUACUAAUUAAUUACUUAUUAAUAUACUUUAUAGCUCUUGACACAUAAUACCAGGCUCUGAGUCUACUCCGUGUUGAGAAAACUUUUGUCUUUGCCUUUAGCCAGCCCCUAAUUCUGCUUAGAGAUUUUCACAAUCACAAUUUCACAGACCUAAUGAUUCUUAUUAUUUUGUUUAAUAAAAUUUCUGCUUGAUUAACUUCAUAUAACUACUAGAGAAUUUUUAAAUUUUUAUGUACCGUAAGUCAGUGAAUUGUUUUUGGGGGUGCUCCCGCACUAUGUAAACCAAGAUGGCGAACACGGAAACGACGUAUGCGUACCAGGUUAGGUUAGGCCAUGGUUUCAGGUACUAAUAUUAUGCGAGUCACUCGGCUAAUCCUCUAACUCGUAAUGGAACAAAAAUAAGGAAAAUUGAAAUAAAAUUAUGGCCUAACCCUAACCUGGUACACAUCGGACACCGGAACGUAGUAUCUAGUAUGUGUACCAGGUUAGGGUUAGGAAAUAUUAUCAAUUACUACUCUAUUGAAAUCAAAUUGUUAAAUCUUUUUUGUGGUAGCACAAGUGUGAAACAUCAUUAAAGAUUUCAAGGGCUGACCCAAAAUGAUAGAUAUUGAUGAUGAUAAGUUUGAAAUUUCAUUGAGAAUCUUAGAACAUUCUAUCUUGAAAAUAUGGCAUGAUGUGAGGGCAUAAUUAAAAUUUCAUAAAUUGAUAAAUUAGAUUUCAAAAUUUGAUUCCCUCCAAUGAACGUUUGAGCCAUACAUAUUGAUUAUACAAAUUGUAUGUCCAUUCAAGCUUGAUGCAGAUUUAACCAAAUUGUUUGAUACUAUUAAUAUACAGUACAAUUUUAUUUUGAUCUUUCGUAUACAACCUGACAAACACAGAACGCAAGAUAAAAGACACAGAAGACAGAACAGGGCGACGAGAAAAUG